Messenger RNA from Camelus dromedarius (Arabian camel), 2754 nucleotides. It is a transcript of the gene ERGIC3, whose product is annotated as ERGIC and golgi 3. The coding region runs from base 61 to 1227 and encodes 388 amino acids. The record is from RefSeq and is a predicted model, not a curated record. Gene Ontology annotation, biological process: endoplasmic reticulum to Golgi vesicle-mediated transport; retrograde vesicle-mediated transport, Golgi to endoplasmic reticulum. The transcript has 14 exons. Lineage: Eukaryota; Metazoa; Chordata; Mammalia; Artiodactyla; Camelidae. Gene Ontology annotation, cellular component: endoplasmic reticulum membrane; Golgi membrane; COPII-coated ER to Golgi transport vesicle.
GGCCGGAAGCGGGAGGCUGCAGGGGCGGAGCCACUGGCGUCUCCUUUCCGGCUGGUCCCCAUGGAGGCGCUGGGGAAGCUGAAGCAGUUCGAUGCCUACCCCAAGACUCUAGAGGACUUCCGGGUCAAGACCUGCGGGGGCGCCACGGUGACCAUUGUCAGUGGCCUUCUCAUGCUAUUACUGUUCCUGUCCGAGCUGCAGUAUUACCUCACCACCGAGGUGCAUCCUGAACUCUACGUGGACAAGUCACGGGGAGAUAAACUGAAGAUCAACAUCGAUGUGCUUUUUCCGCACAUGCCUUGUGCCUAUCUGAGCAUCGAUGCCAUGGAUGUGGCUGGGGAACAGCAGCUAGAUGUGGAACACAACCUGUUCAAGCAACGGCUAGAUAAGGAUGGCGUCCCUGUGAGCACAGAGGCGGAGCGUCAUGAGCUUGGGAAAGUCGAGAUGAAGGUGUUUGACCCUAACUCCCUGGACCCUGAUCGCUGUGAGAGCUGCUAUGGUGCUGAGACGGAAGACAUCAAGUGCUGUAACACCUGUGAGGAUGUACGAGAGGCGUAUCGCCGUCGAGGCUGGGCCUUCAAGAACCCAGACACUAUUGAGCAGUGCCGGCGAGAGGGCUUCAGCCAAAAGAUGCAGGAGCAGAAGAAUGAAGGCUGCCAAGUGUAUGGCUUCUUGGAAGUCAACAAGGUGGCCGGAAACUUCCACUUUGCCCCCGGGAAGAGCUUCCAGCAGUCCCACGUGCACGUACAUGCUGUGGAGAUCCAUGACCUGCAGAGCUUCGGCCUUGACAACAUCAACAUGACCCACUACAUCCAGCAUCUGUCAUUUGGGGAGGACUACCCAGGCAUUGUGAACCCCCUGGACCGCACCAACGUCAUUGCACCCCAAGCCUCCAUGAUGUUCCAGUACUUUGUGAAGGUGGUACCCACGGUGUACAUGAAGGUAGAUGGGGAGGUGCUGAGGACAAAUCAGUUCUCAGUGACCAGACAUGAGAAGGUUGCCAAUGGACUGAUGGGCGACCAGGGGCUUCCCGGAGUCUUCGUGCUGUACGAGCUCUCGCCCAUGAUGGUGAAGUUGACAGAGAAGCACAGGUCCUUCACGCACUUCCUGACGGGCGUGUGCGCUAUCAUCGGGGGCAUGUUCACAGUGGCUGGACUCAUCGACUCUCUCAUCUACCACUCGGCUCGAGCCAUCCAGAAGAAAAUUGAUCUAGGAAAGACAACAUAGUUUUUCCUUCCCCACUCUGUCUCCUCUCUCUCCUGUUUCUCUUUGGCCUUGUGUUCAUCUUCUCAGCCUCUUCCCCUACCCCAACCCCACCCUCUAUUGGAAGAGUCAGUCACAGCCCCAGGUUGGUAAAUCUGUUGAUGGUGAUAGUAUUCAUUGGUCCCCUUGUGGUUCUUGGGUCUGGCAGGAGCCUGGGAACAACCCUUCACUCAUCACAGCCACUUGUUGAAGGCAGUGAGGACUGACAGAUCGGAGCCAGAUGCCUCUGGGAGCCCCCCAUGGACAUUCCCUGCUUAAAAUAGGGCUUUAUUCAAACCUGACUGAUGUCCACCCCACAGCCCUGUCGUCAUUCCCUUCUCCACUGUGGUCACCGGGCCUUUUGGGUUCAGCCCCAGGGUUAGAAUGGACAUUUCAAGAAUGAGCUUCCUGGAGCCACUAUGGCCCCCUGGCUGGUGAGUUUCCAACCCCAGUGGUAAUAGGGCCCUGGGUGCAGGCUGGAGCUUACCACUUCUUCAGUGAUGGCUAAAGCUGGUGCCCCUGCCUGCCACCCUGGUCUCAGUCACUUGAUCCCCUCCUGCUCACUAACCUUACUCCAUGCCAAGCCCUUCCUGGCUCCUGGUGCCCAUCAGGGUCCAGCCAGGUCCUUUGAUCCUCUGAGGUGGAAGCAGAACUGAGGAAUGGGAAAGGAAGAUAGUGGUGGGCAUUCUAGAGCAGGGCUAGCUUCAAAUCCCCAGCUCUGGGCCUAGUUAGGGCUUCCCAUUGUAGCCCUUAAGACAUGUAGAGAACCAGCCCCGAGACCUCUCCACCGUACAACCCAGGCAACAAGAGACGUUAAUAGCUGGUCAGUUCAUCCAGUCAUUUUUCAGAGAGUUUCAGUGUAAGACACUAGUUGGGGGAGAACCAACUAGUAGGGUAGAAGCAAAGUAGGGCAGUGACAGUAACACCUCUGGAGGCAGACAGACCUGAGAGCCAGCUCUGAUGUGAUCACUUGUGAGCUGUGACCUUGGACAUGUUAUUUAACCACUCAAUAGGCACCCGUCUCUUCUAUAAAUUGCAGGUGACAUUACCAGCUAUAGUGAGCCUUGUUUUUUUGGUCACUCAGGAACCAUUCCUCCUUGUUAACAGUAUCCUGGAUUUCCUCUGGGAGCCUCCCUGCCCACCCUGUCAGCUUAUGUGAUUUGGAAAGAGGGUUGAUCUCCCACUCUAAGCUGCAGGGGAUGGCCCCAGUCAGCACAUCUCAUUUGCCUGGCCCUGGUGACCCAGAGUGAGCCAGGCUCCACCAGGACUAGGAAAGCUUUCUUUUCUUCUGGAUGUGAGUAUGGGGAGAUGUGGGGUUGCUGCAGCCAUCCUGCACGUUUGAGGGGAGACCCUCUCUGUGAAUGAGCUUCCCGUGAGGACAGCAACGCUGAGCUCAGAGGCAGAGAACCAGUCUUGGUGACAUUGUUUGAACCCUGUGACAAAUGGCACCUGAAGCCAACCAGCCAAACUUACAGUUUUAUAAGCCAAUAAAUUCCCUUUUUGCUUAAGUCA